GAUGGUGGCGAUGUUGUGCGAGUGAUGCUCUGUGUACGAAAUUUUGUUAUGAUUGUGAUCCGAGCCGCGUGUUAGGAUUCUCGUGCAAGCCCCGGUGUUUGUCGCCGCCGCCGCCCAUGCGGGUGACCACCGUGGGCGGCGGGGCCCCGCCGGCAUGAUCGCCAGCCCGCCCGUGCACGGGCUGCGGCUGGGCGGCACGCAGCAGCAGCCGCCCGUGCCUCGGCGGCGCAGCUCGUCCCCGCCCCCACCACCGGCGCCCGCCGAGGCAGCGCCCGGAGUGCCGCCGCGCCGGCUGCCCGCGCUCCAGGGACGCUCCAGCCUGAGCGUGUCGCGCACCCGCUUCGUGCUGGCGCCCGGCGAGCCCCCGCUGCUGGUCAGCUGGGACAUCCGCGAGGAGGUGUCGCCCGACGACUGGAUCGGACUCUACCGAACCGAUGAAACAGAUCCACUUCGUUUUCUGGAGCACAAAAACAAGCGAUGUCCAAGUAACACUGCAAAAGGACAGGUCCUGUGGAACAUAGACUGCAAAGAUGCAUUUCUUGAAGAGACGACCAAUGUGUGCUUUCGCUACUACCACGGGACGAGUGGUACUCUCAGAGCCGUGAGUCCAGUGGUGACCAUCUGCAGGUCAGCUGACACCACUGGAAUUAUGAAUGGCCAUGGCUCCGAUGUUUUGGUGGGCUACUCUUCGCAGCAGAUACCGAUGGAGAUGGUCAAGUUUUAUUUGACCAACCUCCACGCUCGAAAUCUCAAGAAAGGGAUGUUCUUUAAUCCUGACCCCUAUGUUAAGAUGGGUGUUCAGCCCGGUUUGGGGGACGGCGUGUUGCUCCUUCCACACCAUGGCCAAAUUUGUCGCACGGGUGCUGCUGAAUCUACUGUGCACCCCUCGUGGCCUGGCCAGUACGAGUUUAUUGGCUACCCUUCCGACGUGCUGGAGUUUGAGGUUAAGGACAAGUUUGCCCGCAGCAGGCCAAUCAUUGGCCGCUUCCUUGGUCGGCUUGCUGUGCGAGUGUGGGAUCUCCUGGACCGUUGCACUGGAGGUGUUCCUGUUGAGAUGAGUUUCAGUCUUGCUAACAAGACACCUUCAGACCACGUCACAGGGGAGCUCUUCUUUACGUUCGUGCUGGAGCACGGCCCAGUAGACCCGUGGACCCACAUUCGACAGGUCCACAACCCAAUCUACGUGUCUGACGUGCCUCCAGAACCGUGCCCCUCAAGCCCGCCCCCUUCGUCAGAAGUCCCACCACCCGCAUCAGUGCCCCAUCAUCCACCUCUGACCGCCAGGACCACCUCUCUGCCAAAUGGAAGUGGCAAUAUACCACCACCGCCCACCUCAUCCUCGUCCUCUUCAUCGACAUCUUCGGCGGGUGAUCCAGAGCCAACACCAAGGAGGGAUUCUUCCCAGCCCGCAGCACGGCGUAGUGUCCGUUCAAACAGUGAGCACGGCCUGCACUCCCCCGUAGCUCCACAGGCAGUAACGAGGCGACUCUCUCAAACACCUCGACCACCGGCCACGGCGGGUGGGUCACCGGCGUCCACCUCCUUUGCCAACAUGGAGUACAUGAUGCAACAGGAGGUAGCGUCUCCAAGGCCCUCUACAUCUAUAGAUGAGCCACCCCCGCUACCUCCAAAGCAGAAGGGCCCCAAGCGGCAUCACCAUCACAGGCCCCUCGAACGAUCACGAGCUUUGGAUGUUGUCGCGAGAGCUGAAGAGACAACAUCGUCAUCAUGGAAACAUGCCAAACAUCGAGACGAAGCCACGGGUCUUGCAGGAGAUGUUGAAGAGGCGCCGGCUGACUCUGACGAGAGCUCUGCGAGCCUAGCCUCUUCGAGUGCAACGUCCUUGACUGCAGGAGACGUGAGCCCACCUCCAACGUUACCGAGAAGAACGCGACCAGCUGCCCUCCAAACAACGUGCGAGGCAGUCGGGCAGACAGCAAGAGCAGCGCCGUUAGCGACACCCGAGCAAGAUUCUUCGCUUCAGGAAGGGGGUCCUUCAUCUUUCGAGAAUCUCAGCGGAGUCCUAGACACACUGGACUCCGAUGAGGAAGGCCCGGCUCCGGCAGAUGAGCUUUCUGCCUGUGACUUCGAUCGUGCCAACAGUGAACCAGCGAAUCUUGAGUUCGACGCUGGUGGUAUGGUGUCUUCAUUAGCUGCUGAGGACAGUCCCUCGCCAGCACCUGAGGUCAGCAGAGGUGCCUCACCUGCACCAUCAUCCUUGGGAGAUUCGUCUGCAGAGGCUUCGUCUUCACAAACAUUGAGUGCCAGUGAUGAUGAUGGAGCACCUGAGGCCAACAACCUCGAAUCCGGGCAAGAAGCGUCGCAGCGCCGGAGGAGGCUCAUUCAGCCGCCCCAGCGGUGUCACUCGGACUCGGAGUGUUCCUUCACGAGACCUCGAAGGCAGCAUAAUCGACACAGUCACCAUCAGGCACAUCGCAGGCGCCACAUACCGGAACAGAGGUUGGGUCCGGGGCUGGCGGGGUCUGGCCUCCUGCCAUACAGCCGCAGUGAUCAUAGUAGCCUGGCACUGCCGGAGUCCGUCCGAGUGGCAGGUUUGGGCCAUCGAGAAGGUGAUUACGGCCGGCCCUGCCUCUUGCCUUCGAGUGAAGGCCCAGCACUUCUCCAUGCAAGUGUGGCAAGCAGCAGAACUUCUACUGUGGAGCCAUCUUCAGCAACGUCAGCAGUUGCUGCAGUGUUGCCUGGCAACACCAUGCAGUCACAACAGCCUCAACAGCAGCCGCACAACACUACUACCCGUCUGCCUUCUAUUCCUGAACGCACAAUUCGGUAUCAGCGGGUGGAGCUCGAGGAGCCACUGCCACUGCACUGGGAGGCUCGCAUUGACAGUCAUGGGCGCAUCUUCUACAUCGACCACCUAAACCGUACCACCACGUGGAACAGACCAUCGCUGUCACAGCCAGCUGGCGUAGCUGCCACCUGUAAUGAACUGCAGAGGCAACAGUUUGACCGGAGGUACCAGAGCAUACGGCGCACCAUGACUCCUCGCAUGACAGCUGCAGCAGCUGCAGCCUCGGCCAUGCCUUUGAGUAUGGCGACAUCAAAUCCUCCUUUAGCUCCGGCUGUUCCGUGUAGCGGUGCUGCUCCCUCUCCAGUUCCCGUGGUCGAAGAAGUGGUUGUGGGUGGCAGUGCCAGCGUGGCACCAUCGGCCCCUCCUGCACCUGUGGUCCCCAGUGCCGACAGUCAGAGAGCGCUGCUCAGAUCGCCUGCUGUUCGUUUUACAACUCGGUCAGACUUCUUCAACGUGCUGCACAUGAACGACGAUGCUUUGGCUGCUUACAAUAGAAGCUCCUCCUUGAAACACAUGAUUGCAAAGAUUCGACGAGACCCUGCGAACUUCGAAAGAUACCAACACAAUCGAGACUUGGUGAGUUUGCUGAACAAGUUUGCCGACAAGACAAGGGAACUUCCUAGAGGCUGGGAGACAAAGCUAGAUCGCUCAGGAAAGCAAUUCUUCAUUGACCACACGUCUCGAAGCACAACGUUCAUCGACCCUCGGCUGCCUAUAGAUGUGCCUUACUUAAAUCCAAGCAAGCUGGUGGUUCCUCUGGCCAGGAGGCGAAGUCGCAGUGCUGGGGAAGAUGACGGACAGAGAGCAGAUGCUGCUGCUAGGGGCAGUGGCAGCACAACUGGAGGGCCCGUACCACCACCUCGACCCCCGGGCAGCACAGCAGGGGCUGGGGCCAGCCUGCCAGGUGCCAGCAGCAGUGUACCCACGGCCUAUAAUGACAAGGUGGUGGCCUUCCUCAGGCAGCCCAACAUUCUCGACAUCUUGCGCGAGCGCCACCCGGCAAUAGCAUCCAACACUGGCUUGCGCGACCGCGUGCAUGCCAUCCGUGCAGAGGGAACUGCCGCCUUGGGGCGGCUCUCACACGACCUCGACCUCACCAUCUUGCUCAGCCUGUUUGAGCAGGAGAUCAUGUCAUACAUUCCGGCCCAGUACUCCUCUGGGAGCAGUUCUAGUCAUCGCUCUCCGCGGGAUUCUCCUCAGCCUUCUCCGCAGGCCUCACCAGGCCUACAAAGGGCUAAUCUUAGGGCUCCAGCACCUUAUCGGAGGGAUUUUGAAGCCAAACUUAGGAAUUUUUACCGAAAAUUAGAAUCCAAAGGCUACGGUCAAGGACCCAGCAAAUUAAAGUUAAACAUUCGUCGAGACCACCUGCUCGAAGAUGCAUUUACGAAGAUAAUGGCUGCGUCCAAAAAAGAUCUUCAAAAGUCUCGACUCUACAUAGGAUUUGCCGGUGAAGAAGGGCUAGACUAUGGCGGACCAUCCCGAGAGUUCUUUUUCCUGCUAUCGCGGGAGCUCUUCAAUCCGUACUACGGCCUGUUUGAGUAUUCGGCCAACGACACGUACACCGUACAAGUGAGCCCCAUGGCAGCCUUUGUGGACAACCAGCACGAGUGGUUCCGCUUCAGUGGUCGGGUUCUUGGCUUGGCUCUGGUGCACCAGCACUUAUUGGAUGCCUUUUUCACUCGGCCGUUCUACAAGGCCCUGCUGAGGCUACCUUGCUCACUGAGCGACUUGGAGUACCUGGAUGCGGAGUUCCACCAGUCAUUAGUGUGGCUCAAGGAGAACGACAUCACCGAUAUGGGCCUUGAGCUGAGCUUCUCCGUCGUUGAAGAGGUGGCUGGUCAUGUGCUCGAGCGCGAGCUCAAACCCGGCGGCCGCUCUGUGUCAGUCUCCGAGCGCAACAAAAAGGAGUACAUCGAGCGUAUGCUCAAGUGGCGCCUCGAGCGGGGAGUCGCCCAGCAGACCGAGUGCCUUGUGAGGGGAUUCUACGAAGUUGUUGACUCCCGCCUGGUGUCAGUGUUUGAUGCCCGAGAGCUAGAGUUGGUGAUUGCCGGCACAGCAGAAAUAGACACAGCAGACUGGCGGAAGAAUACGGAAUACCGAUCGGGCUACCACGACAGCCACCCCGUCAUCCAGUGGUUCUGGAUGGCCAUUGAGAAAUUCGACAACGAGCGCCGACUGAGGCUGCUCCAAUUUGUCACGGGCACCUCGAGCAUCCCGUACGAAGGCUUUGCUGCCCUGCGCGGAAGCAACGGACCUCGAAAGUUCUGCAUUGAAAAAUGGGGCAAGCCGACUAGCCUGCCAAGGGCUCACACCUGUUUCAACAGGCUAGACUUGCCCCCAUAUUCAUCGUUCGAUAUGCUCCACGAGAAGCUGCUGCUGGCCGUUGAAGAGUCGAGCACAUUCGGCAUCGAGUAAGUCAUUAGAGACAUAGCGGAAGUGCUGCCGGAGGUGUCCACCGCACCUCCAAACAUCAUGGCAAAGCACGGCACUCGCGCCAUAUCUGCCAUCAUCGUUCCUUGGUGAGGGAAGUGGUUGCCAUGUUUGCUGCGAAUUCUUCGGGAAAGCCAUCCACCCGGACGACAAUCCCCUUGUGAGAGCAGCCUCGGCCUUGUGAAGCAUGCCGGGAAGUUGUUGUUUUCACUGUGUUCUUUCCUUUAUUUUUAAAUUUGGUCAAUACAGAAGCCAGCUAACGAGGGCUAAGUUGACAGCUACAGCCCUUUUGAAGCUUGGCACUCCCGACGAUGCACUUAACGCGCACAAGUCGCCUUGCGGUCAUCCUUCACUUCGUUUCACACUUGAACCUUGAUUGCAAAAGGCUUUAGGCUUCUGUGAAAGCUGUGCCUUAAGUUUGGGUAGUAGUGCGCACAAGAUAUUUAUGUGCUUCGUUUAGUCUUAAAAUGUGAUCAGUGUAUAGGAUUUUUUUCAUGGGAAGUAAACAAGUAGAAAAGAUUGAUGUUAACAGCGCUGCGCCAAAAUUUUUUCGCGGGGUGCGAAGAAAGUGGGUUUGCAGAUCAUGUUCAGGUUUCCUGCAUGAAGUCAUCGUUACAGUUGUGCAAGAUGCCCCUUCUCCUCCUCUUCCCUUUUUUUUUUUUGUUGAAACCUGCCAAGUGGUUUAUGCCAAGAAAGGAAUCUGCCAUAGGAUUUGCAUGUUAUGCCGUUGCAGUGAACAGGGGUGUCAGGUGGAAGGCGCUGCCCAGUUUUGAUGCGCCAUCUUGCGAGAGGCAACUGCUCAUUCGCAGUAACGCUCUUUUGUACAUCUCGGUAUGUUACAAGGAAUAAUGUCCAAUGUCUGCAGUGCUAGGAGUGUCUGGAUGAUGAUGCUGACCAAUUUAGAUUAUAAGUGUUUGAAUAAUUGCAUACCGGUUUGUGCGUGUAAUGUUGCGUGCACUGCCUCUGAAAGCCACGCAGUGAUUUUGUCAAUUAUAGUGUACCGACAGCUGUUGUCAACGCCAGCUGAUGCAGUAGAGAAGUUCCUGAGGGUGGCGCAGUCAUUUUAUCAUUGAACAGUGUGUGUAUGUGUUUUAGGUCUACAUUAUUUAGCACGAAAAGCAGUGUUGGUUUUUUAUUUAUUUAUCGUACUUCUCAGGGCACCAUUCGGUGAAGUGUUAAUACCAUUAACAAGCUAUUUUAGUGCAUUCUACUGUGAAGCUUUUGCGCCAGUGCGAAGCGAGCUUGCACCACUUUUUGUAUAGUAUUGACAAGGUGUUUCUUUCCUUUAUUGUUGAGAGCACUCGUUAUUUUAUACAGCUUACUUAGCUCUUCAGAGAGCUUCAUGCCUAACCAGUUAUCUAAUCAUUGUUUUAGGAAUAUAUGUAUUAUGAUUAUUAACAUUAUUCGAGUAUUUUAUGUUGCGCAGUAUUGUACAAUUGUGAAUUACAAACGCAACAUUGGGUUGUCCUGUCAGGAAUGCUACUCUGUGUUUUGUUAGUAUUAUUAUUAUUACUGUAUUGAACACAUUGUGAUAGGUUUAUUACAGUGUGGUUGGUUAGGACUGUAAUAAUAAUUUUUUACCGGGCUACCCGUUCCAAAAAAUGUUAUGUUGGCAUAACUGCUCUCAACGCACCUUAGCUUUCCGGUUUUCUGCCUUGCGCACACAGUGAGUGUUCUCGUUUUUUCUGGUGAUGCAGUUUGUCCCGUGUGUGCCAGCUCCUUUUGGCCUUGUCACGUGUCCGCUGUCAUGUUGUGUUUCAUAUUAUCGCUUCACCUUUCCAACACAAAGGGUACCAACAGAAUUUCUGUACUGCUAAUCGAUAUCUUGUAAAUUUGUGUGGAAAAGCUUCAUUUGCGUUGCUUGCACUUUGUAGACAGUUGCACCUACUAUUUAUUUAUUCUUUUGCGGAGGCAAGUGGCGAGAUAAGAACAACAAAGUGGACUGUGUUGUGGACCUCGACGCCUUUGACGAUGACGACGUCAACAAGCUUCUCAAAGUGGUUUCAGUGGCUGCGGACAUUACGCUACACUGUUGCGCUACAUGCAAGAUCUAAGCGUUUCGAUGCACAUAGAUUUAUUCAAGGAACUAGAGAGCUAUUUUUCGAUUGGCUGUUUGAUUUUUAAAGCCUAUAUUCGUUACCCUGUGGACUGGCUAUUCUCGGAGUUGUCGUGCCAUGGAUGAUGUUUGUAUUAGUCGAGUGUUGCGUGUUUAGUGGCCUCUCGUGCAAAAAAAGUGUGACAGCCUGCUGCCCGGUGUUACCCAAUAUCGGCUCUACUAACUGCUUUGAUUGAUUUCAACGGAACUCGUUUAGCCUGUGCUUGGAGGAAUACUUGUUGGUUAUGUGUUGCAUGGUGCGAAGAUGCUGUGGGACUGAAAUGAAAAAUGUGCCGGUUUUAUGAAAAUGUUGUAAAAAAAAAAAAAAAACUUGCACGCAAAAGUGGGCAGUGUCCAAGCUAAAGCUAGCCUUGCUGCUUUCAAGUGGUGUACGGUCAGUUCAUCUGUUCUUAAGCCACUCAUUAAGAUUUGUUUUUCUUUCAUUGUGGACAUCAUGUUAUAUUAGUUCACCGCAUCUGGUCACAGACUGUGGCCCUUCAAAAUUGAGAAAGACAUAAAUCUCUGGCAAUAGUUUGGCUGCAUCCAUAGCCAAAAGCUUUUUUCAAACUGCCCACCACUGACUGUAAAUGUAUAUGGUGUUUCUUCUAUCAUUUGUCAUUUCUCUAAAUCCACGUUGCUUGGUUAGGGUACAAAACCUGAGUGCUUAGGCCAUUAUUAAGCUCUCAUUCUUGGUGUACAGGUACAAUAUGACCCGCUCAAUUCAUUUCACUGGCAUAGUACCUUGCUUAAGCACUGCACCACUAUAACAGCUGUGUGGAAGUAACCUGUAUUGUGACUUGCUCGUCCCUGCAUCCUGUCCGUAUGUGGCCUCUGGUGCCUCUCGAACUCAGUGACACACCGGUGGCAUGCCUGUCUUGCUUGAAUUGGCUGCAUGGCCAGCCCAGUAGUGGUCCACGUUGUGCGGCUUCAGGCACUAGCUGCUCCCGUAUGUGAACACUUAAGGAGUUGUAGAUUUAGGGAGUGAUGAUCAGUGCAAGGAGGUAUGACCUCAUAGGUUGGAUGCGUAACAUGUGUGCGUGUAUCUGCUUGUACUGCCGUGUCAUGGUCACGCUUUUCUCAUGCAUUCUAAUGUGUUGUGCGUGAGAGGAAGUUAAGUGUACAAAGUGAAAAAAAGAAGAAAACAAAUGCAAGAAGUAGCACUUUGCCGACUCAGCUGCACCCUUGGGGGUAGUGGCUUUUAAUUUUUUUUUCGAAUUUCUGUGCAAUUGCUUGCAGUGGCCUUUGUGCCCUGCCCAAACUUGGCACGGUGAUAGAAAUGGCGUACCCCUCUCACUGUUACAAACAAACAAAAAUAAACAGAGAGGUUUGCUGGCUUUGUUUGCCAGUAGCGCUUGCCACGACUAUUUUGGUAUACACUGCGUUGGGAAGUGCGCAGGCGUUACAUGUCCGAUGCUUGUGCGUGCAGCAGGCACUCCCUUGGUGCCUAACGCCGUCAGCUUGCCUGCAAGGUGCCAGAUGGCGCCCGCCCAACGCGCAUGCGCGCUUCCCCAUGUUUUUUCUAUGAACCCCCGUCCCGAUUUUCCUCACGUCCGAGUCCCUCCGCUACUGCUGCUGCCGCCGCCACUACUUGGUGCCCGCUUUGGCGGUCACAUGCGUCUUUGUACAGUAUAUGUAAACGAGAACACUUGAUGCAGCGCUCCUGUGUAUUAUAGAGCAAUAAAAAAUAACUACUGCUCUGAUUCC
Molecule: messenger RNA, 9038 nt
Organism: Rhipicephalus microplus (southern cattle tick)
Lineage: Eukaryota; Metazoa; Arthropoda; Arachnida; Ixodida; Ixodidae
Product: E3 ubiquitin-protein ligase HECW2-like
Biological process (GO): ubiquitin-dependent protein catabolic process; protein ubiquitination; regulation of dendrite morphogenesis
Cellular component (GO): cytoplasm
Molecular function (GO): ubiquitin protein ligase activity; protein binding
Source: RefSeq, a predicted model, not a curated record